AUGCCAGCCCUGUUCCUAGCCGUCGCAGACUACCUAGCUGCGGGUGUUGGCGCCGCCCCUUCUGCGUCGCCGAGCAUGCCAGCACGGCCAAGGGAGCCGGUGUAUCGCUCCCCCCGCGGGCGCACCCAUCAUUUUCUCCGUGCACUCCCGGCCAUUGCAGCUUCCUCCGCCCCCGUCCGAGUCCGCAUCGUCCCAACAUCCUCCGCCGGCGGCGCCAGCGCAUUCUGCGCCUCCAAUUCCUCCCUCGCGACCGCUGCUGUUGGCGCCGGGGUUGGCGCCGUCUCAGCAGACCCGGUGCCUGGCCUCUCCCGCGACUACUGGAACGACGACGAGGUGCCGGGCACUCCUCGUGACCCAGACGUGGAUUGGAGGGGGGUAUCAUGGCCUCAUCUGCCUCGCGAGGAGAACUGGAACUGGAGCACUCCUCCCCCGAGCCCUCCUUGUGGGGAGCCCCAGCCUGGAGAUGGGGCCUACCAGGCCCGUGGGGUGCGGUUGUCGGAGGUUGACCGCUGCGUGACGGAGCUAUCCUUCGUGCUUGACCUCCAGCAUGUUGCCCUCCAGUCCCGGGAGGUUGUUGCCCGAGAUCCGCAGCUGAGCGAGGACCAACAGGGGCGGCCCCGCCGUGCAGUGUCGAGUGCACUGUGGGAUGUUCUUCAUUUGCCGCUGGAACCUGAGGACCCUUUGCUAGACGACGGACCUGGCACUGCGGCUUUCUGCAUGGUAGCCACGGCUGCUGAGGAGUCCACGCUUGGGAUCGUCCCUGCAAUCGUGUAUGUGCUCCGGUGGCUGGGAUGGCGGGUGAGCGGAUGUAGGCGUUUCCUUCACUACAUCCUUUGUCGCCGGCUUCUUCUUCCCCAUUGCAGGGGACUUACGUUAGUGUGGCCCUUUCAGCGUUAUGCUUGCAUGCCUGUACUGCUCCCUGUGUAA
This is a messenger RNA of Closterium sp. Naga37s-1, 927 nucleotides long. Lineage: Eukaryota; Viridiplantae; Streptophyta; Zygnematophyceae; Desmidiales; Closteriaceae. The record is from the annotation of a GenBank genome assembly.